GACGCAAGCCGGAGCGGCGUGGGUCGCACGGGAGAAGGGAGAAGGGACGAUCAGUUGAGACAAAUUGGAACCUUCCAACACUGACAGGUCACUGGCAGGUCACGUCACGCUCAUAUCAUAUCCAAUGGAAAUUCACGUAGAUAUUCUCGUAAUUCGUACCCACGCACUUGAAGAUCUACAAGGGUCCCGAUGAUAAAGUAUGAUUAAACUGCUCGUUUUCCCAAAUUUAUAUAACUCAACACCUAUUCAAGUAAUCUUAUCGAGUUAUAUUAAUUUCGAACGCCGUGUACAUUUCUAUUUUGGAGUUGCCUACCGCAUGAGCGAGCAUGGAACCCAAGACGAUGUCUCGUACUGAAGCUGGAGGGGCUAAACAGUCGAGCCUUUAUCAAAUAAUACAGGCUGUCAUGACUCCCGUCCAUUUCAUCACGUUCCUCCUAUCGCUGUACCUCGUCGACUGUCGCUACCACGACAAGCGCAUCCAAGAGCACUCCGAACGGUAUAGUCGAUUGCCGGCUUGGCUGGUGCCCUCGUGGCUGGACCGGCUGCUGUUCAGCCCGGACCCGUACGGAUGGGUCGACCGCAAGAGACAGAAUGCGGAUGCGGCGCCGGAUAAUAGCGCCGGGAAUAAAGAACGAUGGUACUAUCACACGAAACAGAAAAAGCUCAUGAAGAUGGAGACCGCGGACGCCUUCGAGAUGCAGCGCACUGUCUUGCUCGGAUUAGGGGCCGUAGGGCUUUUCGCGGUCUGGGUGCUUUGGCGACUGGGUACGGGAGUCUUGGCUUGGUUGGCUAGUUGAUUUGAUAUAUAUAUGACUUUUAUGAGUAUAUGAGGAGGGAGGGUUUGGAUUAGGUAGAGAAGUUAUUGAACGGAGCUACGAGCAUUGGGAGUAAUGGUUAUGGCGUAAUACAGUCUACAGAUCUACCUAUGAUUUAUGAAUAUUUCCAUAUAUAUACUGAUGGCGGGAUACGGAGUAACCUAGGGCUCUACCUUAAUAUCCAGACGGAUUUCGUGAGAUUAGAAGAUAUUUCAAGGGAAUGUGUCA
Daldinia vernicosa is the source of this 1043-nucleotide messenger RNA. RefSeq lists its product as uncharacterized. The record is from RefSeq and is a predicted model, not a curated record. The transcript has 2 exons. Bases 327 to 797 code for a protein of 156 amino acids. NCBI's taxonomy places the organism in Eukaryota, Fungi, Ascomycota, Sordariomycetes, Xylariales, Hypoxylaceae.